Messenger RNA from Labrus bergylta (ballan wrasse), 8169 nucleotides. RefSeq names its product WD repeat domain 81 (gene wdr81). Lineage: Eukaryota; Metazoa; Chordata; Actinopteri; Labriformes; Labridae. Gene Ontology annotation, cellular component: mitochondrion. Gene Ontology annotation, biological process: aggrephagy. Gene Ontology annotation, molecular function: phosphatidylinositol 3-kinase regulator activity; protein binding. The record is from RefSeq and is a predicted model, not a curated record.
UGGUGUUGUGUCACGUGUGGUGUCCCUUCUAAAACAUGGCUCCAAGUGGCACAGAACGAAACAGCGUCCGAUGACUGAACGUCUUCUAUCUUGCCGACAAGCUCAAGCGAACACCAGAAAUGGAGCUCGUAGUUAAAUGUGGAAGUAACCCGCAGGAUGUCAUCGUUGAAUAAAACAAAACGAGUCAACAGAAUAGUCAUGCGUGAAGCGGAGCCGCGUUAGCUUUAAUGCUAGCCUAGCUGUCAACUGCUACAAGUGUUGAAAGGUUUUCUCAGAGGGACAGGUGGAAGAGGUGAUUAAGCCCUGUUUUGAUGGGGUGGAUUUAUUUCUACAUGCAUGUCUGAAAGGCCACCCAGUGGAAGACAGUGAGCUGCACUCAGCAGGACGUUGCGGGACUCAAGCAGACAUUCAAGACUCACCAUGGAUUGGCUGAUGCUGGCAGUUGAGAAAGACUUGGGGAUUGACCGAAGGCAGCAAGGCCCAGGUCCCCGUCCCAGGGAGCUCAUAGCCAUUGUUCCUUCACGCUGGGCUACGGGCCUGAGGGAGAAGAAGGUCAUGCGCUGUGCCCGCUUUGACAGCAUCAGUGAGACUGAAAUUAACACUUACCUUCAGUGCUCCCAGGCAAAGUUGCCUCCUGGAUGGACGCGAGUGUGCAUUCAGGGCCUGAGGAAAAGCAAGCUGACGUACAGAUUGGCCAGAGACCCUUGCCAUCAACUAAUAGAAUUUAUGCCACAGGAUUCUUAUGUCAAAACCAUGCAGUGUGUGUCGCAUCACAAUGUCAGGAAUCUGUGGCGGGAAGCUCAUUUGAAACGUGUGCAGACAUAUGCAGGACCCAAUGAGCAGAUGCAUGCUGCAGCUGUAGAUGCAGUCCGUCAUGCUUUACAGAAGCUUUUCAAUUCCACAUUCAUCUCCCCUGAAAAAGUUUCACCCUCCCUCUCUCCGGCAAGAGAGAAGGAGAAGGAAAGCUGCUUGCCAUCUAGUUCAUCUUGCUUUUCCAAGUCCCAGUCGAACCAUUUGUGUCCUAAUGUUCUGCCUGCUGAGUGUCUGCUGGAGACGGCAGAGAUGCUCUAUGUGAUUUUACCUUACACUCAGUAUUCUCUCCAUGACAUUGUCUCGUUCAGCCCAGCCAAGCUCGCCAACAGCCAUGCCAAAGUUUUGUUCAUUCUCUACCAGUUACUAAUAGCUCUGCAGGCAUGUCAUGCAGCUGGUCUGUCUUGUGGAGAGCUCUCCCUGCAGGACAUAGCAGUGGAUGAGCAGCUCUGCAGCCGACUGAAGCUCAACCUAGCCCAUUACGAGGAUCUGGGGACAGAAGGGGAUGCAAACAGUGAUGUUACUGGCAGACGAGUGCCAAAAAGUGUCAUGCCAAGUGACAGUUCAUGUAUGAGCCAAGAGACCAAGAUACUUUGCAAAGAUUGCUUCGGGGAGCUCAAGACGUUGGUUCUGGACUGGGUCCAUGGGCGAGUCAGUAACUUCCGCUACUUGAUGGAGCUGAACAGGUUAGCAGGACGACGAGAAGGAGACCCAAAUUACCAUCCAGUGCUUCCUUGGGUGGUGGACUUCACUGUGCCAUUUGGUAAAUUCCGGGACCUCCGGAGGUCAAAGUUCAGGCUCACAAAGGGAGAUAAGCAGCUGGACUUCACAUAUGAGAUGACCAAAGAGGCUUUGGCUGCUGCAGUAGGCAAUGGGGUCGGUGGAGGUGGUAUAGGCGCAGACCUCAGUGGUUCUGUUGGUGCUGGUGGUACUGGACAGCCAGAGCACCUCCAUGUACCUCAUCACAUAUCCGAUGUGCUCUCAGACAUCACCUACUAUGUCUAUAAAGCCCGGCAGACACCCAAGUCAGUGUUGUGCAGCCACGUCAGAUCCCAGUGGGAGCCUAAUGAAUACCCGGCCAGUAUGGAGCGCAUGCAGAGCUGGAGCCCUGAUGAGUGCAUUCCAGAGUUCUACACAGAUCCCUCUAUUUUCCGCUCGAUUCACUCCGACAUGCCAGACCUGGACGUGCCUUCCUGGUGCAAGUCGUACGAGGAGUUUAUAGAGGUCCACCGGCGCCUUCUUGAGAGCAGAGAAGUGUCCCAGUAUUUGCAUCACUGGAUAGAUCUCACAUUUGGCUAUAAGCUUUCUGGUAAAGAGGCUGUCAAGGCUAAAAAUGUGUGCCUGCACCUUGUGGAUAACCACACCAAUCUUACUACCUAUGGUGUAGUUCAGCUGUUUGACCAACCCCACCCGCCCCGCUUAUCUUCUUCCCAGUAUGCCCCAACAGAACCUCCUCUCCUUGGCCUUGCUGCUCUUAACGUGCCUUCUCUAAACUUCCCUCAAAUCAACACUGCAGCGGACACCGUGGAUGGUAUGGUGCCCGAGUCCACAGGCUGUGAGUCCAGCAGCUGGACCGUGGUAGACAGAGAGGAAGAGCUGGAACAAGGAAUGGAAGCCCUUGAUUCACUCACAUCCACUGCGUCCUGCGCUGUGCCACUGCCAGGCAACACUGCUGGGGUAAUAACUGGAGGAGAACACACAGCACUUAUUGUAUCACAGUCCCCAAGUUCAUUCCCUGGUGAUUUAGCAAGCAGCUUAGGCCCGGGUUUUCGCAGUGCCAUGUUACAAAGAGGCGGGCCUACCAACAAAAAACACGGAGAGGGUAGUGUGACUGCCACCAAUGCAGAUGAAAUCAAAGUUAGCCUCCCUGAGGGAUUCAACGCAUUGCAGCCUUUGGAGGAGCUGGAGAAAUUGAACAAUUUCCUGGUGAAGAGUCUGCAUGCGGAAGUAUCAAGUGGCUGCACGAGAGACGAUGUGAUAAUUGAGUCUUUGCCCUCUCUUACACAGCUCUACCAAAGGGACAUGCAGGCCCUGGGUGUUCUCAUCGCUGAGAUAUUCUAUUCCUGCAAACUGCGGGGAGUGAAACCAGGAAACCCUCUUAGACAGCGUUUCCAAGCUGUUAUGAAGCUCUGCUCUGCCAGCCUCCGUGAUGUGCCACUGUGUUUGCAUCAUGCUCUGGAGACAUUGAUUCUAAUAGAGAAGCACUCUGGAAUUGCACAUAGAGAAAAACCAGAUUGCCCUCGUCCACUUCUUUUCAAAUAUGACCCAAUCCGGGAUGGUCUGCCUCCUCCAAACCCCUGUCAGCUAUUAAACUCCAUCAUCACUCCCUUUCCUUUUCCUUCCUAUUUUGCACCACUACAUCACUUUAUCUUUUCCUACCACACAAAGAUGGAGACUACGUGUAGUCAACAAGGAAGAGAUAUCGUCUUUCACCUAUGGCAGCAACUUGAGACGCUGUUGCGGGGUAACAUCACAGCUGAGGGACUUGAGAUUCUCUUGCCCUUCAUUUUAGGCCUCAUGCUUGAGGAGUGCACAGCUGUGUAUGCUGCUUGGUACCUUUUUGAGCCAAUCUCUAGGGUACUAGGUCCCAGAAAUGCAAGCAAGUACUUGCUGAAGCCGCUGAUCAAUGUUUAUGAAAACCCUCAUUGCCUGCGAGGACGUUUCUAUCUCUACACUGACUGCUUUAUUCUGCAGCUCAUUGUGCGACUUGGCCUGCAGGCCUUUCUUUCCAGCCUACUCCCCCAUGUGCUUCAGGUCAUCACUGGCUUUGAAAGCGGCAACUCCGACUCUGGCGGGGACGCUUGCAAAGGACUGAGGGGAGUCACGUGUAAUCUAGGAGAGGAAGAGGAAGAGGACUUUCAGUGUGGCGAGCAGCGGUCAUCGUCUGGUUCUGUCAGCGGCACUAUGGGAGGCAGCAGCGGAGCCAGUGGAGGAGUUGGUGGGGUGGGAGACACGGGGCUGGUUGAUUACUCCUCUGGCAUCAGUCUCAAUGACCAAGUGUUUCUCUCAGAGCCAGAAGACUUUCAAAAUGGGUUCUAUGUCAACAACGGAGCAGGGGUGGCUGCUGGGAAACAGCCGAGCCAGAACUCCGCAGCCAAGGAGCAAGAUCAGGAGUCUCUAAGUGUGGGGAAACUUAGUGACAAAAGCAGCACAAGUGAGCUGUCACUGGGUGAUGGAGACUCAAUGAGGGAUCGUGCCAGUCUCAAGUCGGCUGACAGCAGCCAGGACCUCAAACAGGCCAGUGAAGGAGAGGAGGGAGGAGAGCUGGAGGAAGAAGAGGUGACUGAAACUAAUGUGGGUAAAGAAGAGACCGAUGACCUCUCUGGUUACCAACUGGAUCUCACACUCUCUGCUUGCACAAUAGACACAGUUGCCACUCUGGAGGGCGAGUUUGUGAACGGAAUGGCGCUGGAUGAGAAAGAUAAAGACACUGCUGGAGAGCAGGGGGAAGAGGACGAUCAUGGUCCUUCAGAUGAGUCGGAGGAGAAAGAGCAAAAGAUUCUUUUAGAUACAGUCUGCAAAACAGUGCGAUGGCUGUCGGCCAAACUUGGACCAACUGUGACUUCUCGAUAUGUAGCCAGAAAUUUGCUGCGAUUGCUCACAAAUUGUUACAUUGGGCCUGAGAAGCACCAGUUUGUGGCCUCUUCAAUUGAGGACAGCAGUCUGGAGAGUGUGGGAUUGGGCAGUGUUUAUGAGAAGAAACCUGUGGUUGGUGACCAGACGGCAGGACCUGUGUUGGAGUGUCUCAUCUACAUAGCUCAACUGUAUGGAGAACCUGUGCUCACUUACCAGUACCUGCCUUAUAUCGGAUAUUUGGUUUCCCCCCCUUCUUCACAGCGGCUUAACACACGGAAGGAGGCAAGCCUGCUUGGAGCCGUUGCACUUACACAGAAGAUCAUUGUCUUCCUCUCUGAUACCACCCUAAUGGACAUGUUGAUGAAGAUCAAUCAGGAUGUGCUCCUGCCUCUACUCGACCUGCUCACCACACCAUGCAUGGGGUUCCCCAGCGGGGUGCAGACUCGCACUGCUGUCUGUCUCAAGACUCUGAGCCUGAUGGCUCUCAUCUGUCUGCGCAUAGGGAGGGAAAUGGUGCAACAGCAUAUGGCCGACACUCUGUGUCGAUUCUUUGCGGUUUUCUCUCUUCUGCAUUCUCUGCAGCCCCAGCUUGAAAGCGCCCCUCACAGGAUGGUGGGAGAAGUCUCGGUUGUGGACGUGUGCACUGCUGAGGGGUUGAAUGUGACAUAUGAGUUGGGGGUGUUGGAGGAGCUGCAGACUGUGUUUAACCCUGAGAUGGCCCAUGCCUCCUACAUCCCCUUCUACUGCCUCAUAGGUGGCACAGCAAUUCGAAAACUGGUCCCAAACCAUGAGCUGGUGUGGCAGUUAGCCCAGUCUUACCACCAGAGUGUGAGUCAGGUGAGUCCAGGAACAAACCUGACGGCAACAUCGAAAGUAGACCUACCUCCGUCCUCUGCGGGUCUCUCAUCUGCCUUUGGUAGACGUGUUGGUGGAAGCCCGUUCCCUGCCCCCUCUACCAACUCUACCCAACUUGGUGAAGCCCUCCCUGAGUCAGGCACUUUUGGGAGCCACCUUGUAGGAAACCGUAUCCAAGUGUCCCGGGACGCUGAUUUUGAUGGUAGUUCAACCUUGGGCUUGGCCAGCUCUUGGGGGCGCACCAGUCACAUCACACCCAUUAUCACCACAUCUUCCACCUUUACCACUUCAUCUAUGGGCACAGCGUCCUUGUCCUCCUCCUGGAUGGCAGACCCCACCCCAGAGGACAGCGCCCUGAAGCAGGAGCUCCCUCGCAGUGGCCGCUCCCUGCAGGGGAACUGGCUGGCCUACUGGCAAUAUGAGAUUGGCCUAAACCAGCAGGAUCCACAUUUCCACUUUCACCAGAUCCGAUUGCAGAGCUUUCUGGGUCACUCUGGCACCACGAAGUGUUUGGCUCCUCUGGCAGGGGAGGAUUACUUCCUCUCUGGUAGUAAAGACAAAACUGUGAAGCUUUGGCCCCUCUAUAACCACGGUGAUGGAACACAGGAGGUAGAGCCCAGGCUGACGUAUAAUGACCAUCGAAAGUCAAUCUUCUAUGUCGGACAGCUCGAAGCUUCACAGGAGGUAGUCAGCUGUGAUGGCACAGUGCACCUCUGGGACCAGUAUACUGGCAAGCAGAUCCGCUCAUACGAAGCCGUGGACGGGAAGAAUCCCAUCACAGCUGUCACCACCAUGCCAGCUCCACAUUGCAGUGUUGUGUUUGGCAGCGCAGAUUCUGUUCUCCGCUUCAUUGAUCCUCGCAAACCAGGAUUGCAGCAUGAAUUCCGCCUGGCAUACAACAAUGUGAGCGCUGGGCUCAUCCGCUACCUGGCAGUGAGCCCCUCGGGGCGCACCGUGGCUGCAGGUUUCUCAUCUGGCUUCAUUGUUCUGCUCGACGCACGCACCGGACUCAUUCUGAAGGGCUGGCCGGCUCAUGAGGGAGAUAUCCUCCAAAUGAAGGCUGCAGAGGGAAACUUGGUCAUCAGCUCCUCCACUGACUACACACUCAAUGUCUGGAAAGACCUGGAAAACAAGCCUCUCCGCCAGUACAGGUCGCAGUCUGACCCCAUCCACGCCUUUGACCUUUACGGCCCAGAGAUUGUAACCGGAACGGUGGCUAACAAGAUCGGGGUGUACUCCAUGGUGGACAUCUCCCAUAGCCCUGUUAGCAGCACAAAGCUGAGCUCGGAGAACUUCCGCGGCACUCUGACCAGCCUGGCAGUCCUCCCCACCAAGAGGCUCUUACUGCUGGGCUCUGAGAACGGCGCCAUCCGGUUGUUAGCUUAGGACAAACCAACGGCACCCAGAUCCACGAAAACAGACUUACCACUGACCUCCAAAGUGUCUUAUUGGUGAACACAGGCAGGUGUCUGAGCUCUAUGUCCCGUCCACUGAGCUCGAGGUCAAUUGAACGAGAAGGCAGUUUUUCAGCUCCUCUAAAUUGCUUUUUCAAUGAAGCAGCACAAGCAAAGGCAUUGUAUAAGCUACACGUGUCUGAAUCUUGCACCAAAUUUGAUUGACAGGAUAUGCUUGCAAAGCACUUAACAUUUAUCAUGUACAGAAGAUCCCAUGACGUUUUUUUAAAAGCCUAUAGAUGUAUAGAUAGUCUAUAAUGGGAAUUCUUAUCUUGACAAGGUCAUUUAUUCUUUUGACAAGGUCAGUCGUUCUGUUCAAACGUAUGAAUUAGAAGUGCUCAGGAAGGUGGGACCAACACGGUUCUUAUGUAGUGUUUACACUUUCCAAAUAGAUGCAUAACAACACCAAAAAUACAUCGACCUCCACUUUCAUUUCCCUCGAUGUUAGAAGACAUGCGUAUCCAAAUGCACUGAUUAAACUAUGCAGUAUUUGUAGAUCAAAUCUUUUUUUUUUUUGUUUGUGUUAGAGUCAUUGUGUUUCUCAUGAGGUAUUCCACAGAUCAAUUGUUUAUACAUCAUUCAUGAUUUAACUGUUUGGUGGACAGUCUAGGUGCAUCCUCCAAGUGUGGAGACGCCUCAGCGGCCAUCACAUUACAAAAGUCAGUUACUGAUGCACAGCCUUUAUUAUCCUGCACAAGUAUGGCCUGAAUCGGAACAAGUAGAUCCUCACUCAGAUUUUAAAGACUGAAUGUUUUUAUCCACUAAUAAAUUACUUGAAGUUGCUUUGGGAUUUUUAAACUUUGUUUAGAUACUCUUUAUUUUGCAGUCAGAACCUGUAGCAGCAUUGUACUGGGAGUAUGUGGCAGAUGCUGGUUUGACUGGGUUUUCCCAGAAGUUAAACUCACCACUUUGUCAUUUCUGAAAACAGAAGCUAACAUUGAAUCAAUGCCAAGAUGAACAAUUUUCUAUUUUAACAUAGGUUACUGCAGAAGAAUAUGAUGAGGAAAAAACAUGGAAAAAGUUGUAAACCAAUAAAAAAAAAUAAAAAGAGUAGUUGAACUUGCUCCGUAUGUGUAGUGCACAUGAAUAUACAGUAGAGAUUUGUGUUCCUUACAACCAGCUGGAUUCUGUUCAAGCUUUCCAAGCCCUUUAGCAUCCAUUCAUCUCAGCCCUUUUUAUGAGUUCUUCAUGGUGUAAAACAGUCUGCCUAAUUUUGUAAUUAUUUGCCCAAAGCCUAAUAUGCUCUGACAAGUGUACUACAUCUUUUGAUAUGUUGUGUUAUUUUGUAAACUUGGAGUUAAAGCUCAGUAAUCAUAAAAUAACAAACUUUGUUAAAAAAAAAAAAAAAAAAGGAAAUUUGUAGCAGCAAAAUUGGCUAAAAAUUAUUCCAGCACCUCUUUUAACAUUUUAUGAAAGGUCCAUGAAAAUGCCUAUUUAUUAACUGGAUUAAUAAAAAAGAAAUUGCUUCCAGUGU